Mytilus trossulus (common blue mussel) is the source of this 6830-nucleotide messenger RNA. RefSeq names its product glutamate receptor ionotropic, kainate 2-like. The transcript has 16 exons. Gene Ontology annotation, cellular component: postsynaptic density membrane; plasma membrane. NCBI's taxonomy places the organism in Eukaryota, Metazoa, Mollusca, Bivalvia, Mytilida, Mytilidae. The record is from RefSeq and is a predicted model, not a curated record. Gene Ontology annotation, molecular function: glutamate receptor activity; transmitter-gated monoatomic ion channel activity involved in regulation of postsynaptic membrane potential. Bases 434 to 3145 code for a protein of 903 amino acids. Gene Ontology annotation, biological process: modulation of chemical synaptic transmission; synaptic transmission, glutamatergic; monoatomic ion transport.
UCGUUAAUCAUACUUUACGGUAGAGCUUCAUCAUUAAAAAGAUGUCCGGUUUAGUUAACACAGAGGAGAUUACUAAUGUUUUGUAUCAGUGCCAUGUGUGUCUGGUUGUAAUCUGAUCCCCCGCCAGAACUGAUUAACUACACAUCGUCAAGUUUGUUUUAAUCCAUUGCAGAUACCAGAUCAGAGAGAAAACUUUUUACGCUAAGAGAAAACACAUACUACUAGAAGUUUCAUCAAGUUAGAAGAAUUUUGUGUCAUUUUGGAAAUCAAUUUUUGGAGUCGAUUCGAAGUACAAAGUGUUACGGCGAUAAAAGUGUACAAUACAUCAGUUAUCUUAUUAAAGAGAGGUGAUUAAAGAUAGGGUGUUGUUGAUUUCACUGUAAAUGUGAUUAGUGCGACAGAAUUUGAUGGAGUAAUUAGUUGUUGUGGGAAAAUGGAUAUCAGGAAUUUAAUUCUGUCUUUUGUAUGGAUUUACUACCAAUAUUUCAGCAUUGUUCUAUCCUCAGCAUUGCCGGAUACUAUUAUCAUUGGUGGAUUAUUCGAAGACAGAAACAAGGGUGUUGAGAUUGCCUUCCGCCACACGACGGAGAAGAUAAAUUUAAGAGGGGAUGUUUUAGGAAAAUCAUUGCUCAUUUAUAACAUUGCAUCAGUUGCUCAAGAUGAUAGUUUCGAGUCAUCGAAAAAAGUUUGUAAAAUGAUAAAAGACGGUGUCGCUGCCAUAUUUGGUCCAUCAUCACAGAUAUCAUCUGGUCAUGUUCAGUCUAUAUGUAAUACACUAUCCAUUCCACAUAUACAGACACACUGGGAUGCACGCGUAGAUAGAGACUAUUUUUCAAUAAGUUUAUAUCCACAUUAUGAAGUAUUAGGAAAAGCUUAUGUAGAUCUGAUCAAAUACUGGCAGUGGAACACAUUUACAAUUUUAUAUGAAGAUAACGAUGGAUUAAUUCGAUUAGAAGAGGUAUUAAAAUUUUCAAAAGGUGCUAAUGUGAAGGUAACAGUCCGAAAACUAGAUGAUGACCCAACAAAUUGGGUAUACAUGUUCAAAGAAAUGAUUGACAAACAAGAGAAGAGAAUGAUCAUAGAUUGCGAUGUAAAGAAAGUAGAAGGCGUUCUUCAUAAAGCUAGUCUUGUCAGCAUUGUAAAUGAGUACUAUCACUUUAUGUUUACAACGUUGGACUUGGGAUUACUUGAUUUGGACCAGUAUUCCUUUGGUGGAGCAAAUAUAACAGCAUUCAGAUUAGUAGAUCCUAAAAACCCUAAAGUUGUAGCGGUCAAUGAAGACUGGGUGUUUGAAGAGUUGAAUAACAGAGAAUCGCCAUUGCAAGGUCAACGAAUGAUACCGACUGAUGUAGCCCUAAUGUAUGAUGGAGUGUUUUUAGCAGCUCAUGCUCUCGAUGAAGUGGGCAAGGCAAAACAAAUAUCCACUGACAAAGAGUUAUCAUGUUCAAAGUCGAAAUCAUGGGCUGAUGGCCUAAGUGUAUUGAAUUACAUGAAAACUAUGGAUUUUCAAAGUUUGACUGGAAGAGUUCAAUUUGAAAAUGGUGAACGAAGAAAUUUUAAUUUGGAUGUUGUAGAACUUACUAGAACUGGACUUCAAAAGAUUGGUACAUGGGGUCCGAAACCAGGAGUAAAUAUAACAAAAUCAGAAAAAGAAAGAAAAGUAGAAGUUGAAAAAGAUUUAAGCAAAAAGGUGUUGAGAAUAACAACAAAAGAGGAUCCACCAUACGUAAUGCGUCCUGAAGGCGAGGUAAAACCAGGUGCUCCCAAAUUUGAGGGAUUUGUAAUAGACGUUCUUGAAUUGUUGAAGAACAAAUUAAAAUUCAACUACACAAUUGAAGCUGCUGAUGGUUAUGGUAGUUGUAAGGAGGACAAGCGGACUAAGAAAAUUAAGUGUGAUGGUAUGAUGAAAGAUCUUGUAGAAGGGAAAGCAGAUCUUGCAGUUGCUGGAAUGACAAUUACAUACGAUAGAGAAAAAUACAUUGACUUCACAAAGCCAUUUAUUAAUCUAGGAAUAUCUAUCCUCUUCAAGAAACCGGAACCUGCACCUCCAAAACUCUUUUCGUUUUUAGACCCUUUAUCAACAGAUGUGUGGAUUUAUUUAUUGGCAGCAUUUAUGUGUGUUAGUUUUAUGUUGUUUGUGAUAGCCAGGUUUACACCAUAUGAAUGGUGCAACCCACAUCCUUGCAAUCCAGAAACAGACGUUGUCGAAAACCAGUUUUCCAUCUUAAAUAGUCUUUGGUUUUCAAUAGGAGCUCUCAUGCAACAAGGAUCUGAGGUAGCACCUAGAGCGAUUUCAACAAGAUUGGUGGCAUGUUGCUGGUGGUUUUUCACCCUUAUAAUAAUAUCGUCUUACACUGCCAAUUUAGCUGCUUUCUUAACAGUCGAAAGAAUGGUAUCCCCAAUAGAGGGAGCUGAGGAUCUGGCAAAGCAAAGUGUUAUAAAAUAUGGUACUCAAAGAACUGGCAGCACAGCAAAGUUCUUUUCGGACUCAGUAUUUCCAACUUUUCAACAAAUGUGGACGACGAUGGACAGUGAUCCCGAUAAUUUUGUUGGUAGCAAUGUUGAAGGAAUGGGAAAAGUUGAAACUGGCAACUAUGCAUAUUUUGCUGAAUCUACUUAUAUUGAAUACGUAAUUGCCAGAAAAUGUGAAUUAAUGCAGAUUGGUGGUCUGCUUGAUUCAAAAGGAUAUGGUAUUGGAUUGCCCGUAGGUUCGCCAUAUCGAGACGCUAUUUCUGAUGAAAUUUUAAAUUUGCAAGAACAGCAGAAGAUAGCUGAACUUAAGGUCAAGUGGUGGCAAAAAGAGCGCGUUCAAGGUGGAGUUUGUGCAGAGGUUAAAAAGAGUACAACUAAAGCAUUGUCAAUUAAAAAUGUCGGAGGUGUAUUUGUUGUCUUAGCUGGAGGAGUAAUCGGAGGAUUUUUCAUAUCAAUGUGUGAAUUUGUAUGGAAAGCCAGGAAAAAUGCAAAAGAAGAUAAGCAAACAUUGUGUUCUGAAAUGUCUGAAGAGUUCCGGUUUGCUUUGACUUGUUAUGGAUCUACAAAACCAACUAACAGAAAAAGCAGUUUAGAAAUAACAGAUAAUGGAGUUAUUCAGACAGCACCAAUGCUUAGUAAUAACUAUGGGGGUUCAAAAGAAUAUUAUGCAUGAUAGAUGCAACGUUUCGGAAUCUAAUACGUUGUGGAGGAAAACGUACACCAAGACAUGAUUCAUAUAAAGUGUCCGCAGCAAUAGCUAUACAGCUAAUUGUUUGACUUACUGUAUACUUGUGAGAAGAAAAAAACAGUGAUAUAGAUUCUGAAACGAUGACUUCAGGUGAAUGUACUAAAUCUUAUAAUCAAAUCAGGAGACAUAUUUUGAUGUUGAGUAUUACAAAUAGCAGUUUUGUUGGUUGAUAUACAUUAAUCAGUAUUUCAACUGGUAUUGUGCUUUAAAUGCGACAACUUAAGUGAUGUGUAUUAAUUUUAGAAUUUAAUUUAGUUUAGUCGUCGAGGUUUCAAUCUUCACAUGUUGAGUGAUAAUUUUUAUGGAUAAAAAAAGAUAAUCACUCGAUCAAUUUAUUUAAGAUUUUAACAAGACGAUGAGCAUACUCAUCAGCAGGGUAUUAAUUUUUCAUGUCUAGUGAGCCAGUCAAAUCUAUCUACAUAAAAAAAAAUUGUAUUUAUGUCGCGAUGAAAACUGAUGCUACAUGUAUGUAUAACUUUUAUUGUGUGAGAAGAAAUGCGUUUCGCAUUAUACUUCUAAUCGAUUAUUAUAUUACAUUUAUUUAGUUUUGAGAAAGUGCCUUUGUGAUAUGUAAAUAACAAAUGCUUUACGAAUAAACUGUAUGUUUCAAUGUAGGACAUAUUUAGCUUUUGUGAGUGUUGUCCAAAGUCUUAAAUAAUCAAAUAUAAAGUUAUAUUGAUUGAAUUAAAUGUAUCGCGUUUUACUAGGCCAAUCCGGAAUGUGGCUCCAUGUUUUAAACGAUAUGGGGUUAUGGACAAUAGAAUAAAAUGUAACUACCAAAGUAAUCCUCGUAGAAGAGGUUUUUAAUCUCAAACUGCCAUUUAGAUCUAAACAAACAUAAAGUAAGGCCAAGAGUUUAAAUUAUUUUACUACCAUUUUUUCCUGUUUUAAACCAAGUACUUUUAAGACAUUUUCCUCGCAAUCAAGUAUUGUUAAAUACUGUUCAAAACAAAUCAGUAGUUGGUAUUUUUUUAGACAAAAUAGAUAAAAAAGACUAUUAAACAGUCUGAACAUAGUAUGGACAGAUUUUAAUUGGCUGCAAGGGAAUUAUCUGAACUGUAGUGAAUUUACUGCAGUUAAGCUGUUCAGAUCCAGUUGACCAUUUCAUUUCAAAAAUUGGUUUAAUUUUGCAAUUAUGUCUCUUGCAAUAAUAAAACUUUCACAUGUGUUCUAUUAAAUAUUGAUCUUAUGUCUUAAGAUAUGCAAUAUGAUGUGUAUAUUAUGAAUAUUUACCGUAUUGUUGAUUUGACUUUAAAUAAUUUGAAAUCAACAAAGGUUAUGUGCCAUUUGUAUAUAUAUAUUCAUGUUUUAAAUGUUUGUGUCAUGCUAUUUGAAUGGAUGAAACUAUAAUUGCUUUAAAUCAAUUAUUCUUACAAAAAAUGAUAUUUUGUUACAUACUAAAAAAAAUUAAUGUUAAUGAUUCGAUGAGAAAGGAAAACACAAAAUUAAUAAUAUCAUUGUGUAUUACGACUUGCCUGAUUCAUGUUUUCACGAUUAUGGUAUUUCUUUUGAACAAGUCCUCUUUUUUGGGGGGGGGGUAAAGGUUAAAAACAUGUUUUCUGCGACAACAAAACUUACAAGGCUUUGAUAUUCUGGCGACAAUCUAAUAUAUUUCCAGCAUUGUUUACAGCAUAAAUCCUUAUAUGAAAGUUUGAUAUGUAUUAUCUUCCUGCUUUUGACAAUGCUUAUUUAUUUUCUACUUUCACUAUUGUAUUUUAAUUUAUUCAAACAUAAGGAAUCAUUUUAUUUAUAUAUAGGUAUUUAGAAAUUUAAAAAAGUACACCAUUCAUCCUAAAUUAGGACCACAACUUACUUGAACUGUACCUAUCUAUAUGAUAGAUUACACUUUCUCCACAUUAUGAUAUUCUAAGACAAUACCUUAACAUUAUUCAAAUAUCCCACGCAUAUUAUUGGUUAUACUUCCUUUUUAAAUUAUAAUACGUGUGAUGUAAAUAAAAGAUCUUAAAUAUAACAUGUCCUGAGCAAUAUCAUCCGUCCAUAAAUACAUGUUCAUGAUAAAUAUGUUCACAUCUUUGUAUGCCGUUUGUAGAUAUAAAUGUUAAUAAAAACAAGCAAUUGUCAUUAACAUCACGUGAUUUGUCAUUUAAGUAUGGUACAUUAGCAUUUGUAUAUAUUUGCAUUGUGUGAUCUUUUUGUUGUAUCUUUUGUUAUAAAUCGUCAUCUGAAUUGCAAUAAUGUACUGAUUAUGUAACAUUUGCCAAGAUGCUCAUUGUUCAAAUUGUUUUAGGAUACAAAACAUGAAUAUACUGAAAAGAACGGGCACCAGAAGAAGUGUAAUCUUACACCAGCAAAGGGCAUUUACAUUACCGGGUUCAUAUUUAAUCAAGUAGAUGUUAAAUAGACAGCACACAAUAUUUUUUUUCAAAUUUGUAUGUUAAACAAAGGAUGAUAUCAAAUUUUGAAUCCUAUUUAUUCAAACGAUAAAAAAAAAAAAAAAAACUUUUUUUUUAUAACUUAUGAAGCGUCACAGUGAAACAGUUUUCAAAAAUGAAAGAGAUUAUUUAUAACCUUCUGUCGAGUUCUUAUUUUUGUUAUAUAUUUUGUUAUAUAAAACAUAUGAGGAAAACAAUUCGCAGUAUUAUAGUAACAGUAUUAGAAAGAGCAAGCAAUGAUACAGACUUUUUCAAAUAUAUGUAUCAAAAAAAGGGUUUAUAUGUUUAUGUUAUGAAUGUUUGAAAUGAAAGGUACCUUGAAUUCUUAUAAUCCUGAUCACUGUAUAAUUAGAAGAAUAAGAACUUUAGUAUUGAAACAGAAAAAUUCUAUAAUCCAGUUUAAAGGUGCUUUAUAUAAAGUAAUAAGAAUUGGUACUAUUCUCUAUAAAGUUAAAUAUUUGCAUUAUGGUUUUGUUUCCUUUGUAUUGUUAUAAACAAUAAUUAAAACAAUUUAUAAUGAUUGUACGGAGUAAUUGACGUUAUGCUGAAAAAAAGUUUAUCACCUUAACGUCACUCUAUGUCUUCCAUUGAAGUUUACAUUUAUUAUACUUAUCUGACACUGCAGUGGAGUACCUGUUUCAUAUAUUCAUCGAAGUGUAUAUUGAGUUAUUUUGAAAUAAUGUAAUUCAUAAAAGUAGCACAGUCGAAUCUACAGUGUCGUUGCAAACAUUAAUGUAAAUACACCAGCUAAAAAUCAUAUCACAUAUUGGCAAAAUAUACAGUAUAUGUUCAUAUGACAUUAAAGUCAAACAUACCAUUUUUUAUGAUCAAAUGGAACACCCCUAAACAAUUUGAUCAUAAAUAAUGGUAUGGGUGACUUUAAAAGAUAGAUACUUAUGAUAAAAUAAAAUUUAUUUUGUGUUUAGGUAAUGAUGAAAACACAAGAAUACAGACUUAUCGUUUUACAAAAUUUAUACCUUGUCAAUUUCAUUUGAUCGUCAAAUUAUUUAAAUUAAUAAAUCAACACUUAAGAAAGUUGAUUUUAAAAACUCGAACUUUGAUAUUAAACAAGAAGAGAAAACAAGAAUUAGAAUGACAACGUUGAUAGAUUAUUCAUCUUUUUAUUUUUCAUCACUAUCAUUUAUAUUUAAUCAUUGUAUCACUUGUUAUGAUGUCAAAAUGUACAUAUCUCUGAAGGAAUAAAAUAUUUUUUAGAA